This is a messenger RNA of Engraulis encrasicolus (European anchovy), 2019 nucleotides long. Its product is annotated as ceramide synthase-like. The record is from RefSeq and is a predicted model, not a curated record. Lineage: Eukaryota; Metazoa; Chordata; Actinopteri; Clupeiformes; Engraulidae. The coding region runs from base 282 to 1154 and encodes 290 amino acids. Gene Ontology annotation, cellular component: membrane; endoplasmic reticulum. The transcript has 8 exons. Gene Ontology annotation, molecular function: sphingosine N-acyltransferase activity. Gene Ontology annotation, biological process: ceramide biosynthetic process; lipid homeostasis.
CAGAGUAGCCAAUCGCCGUUCAGUUGCCAGGAUUCGCGGCGCACAUUUAAAAGUAAAAUCAGGCCGUGGACUCAACAGAAUAGACCCAGCUGAAUCUCAACAGGCGAACACCUGCCAGCAAAAAACACCAUCAAUAAUCGACAAAUGGUCAGGGGUUAACCUUCCUGAAGAUGUGGGCGGGACAUCUUCGAUAACCACACCCCUCACCCCAGUGGCAGCCAACCACCUCAAGAGUGACACAACCCGACUGGACAAGAGCAGCCAAUCGACUGUAGGACAGGAUGCUGUACCUCCUGGCUCUAGGUUGCCUCUUCUUCCCUGGCCUCUUCCUGGUCCUGAAGCUGCUGCUCUGCCGGGCCCCCUUCAGGUCUGACAGGGAACAGCAUGCCACCAUGAUCGCCACCAGGUUGGUGUCGUCUAUCCAGGCUGUCAUGGCUGCUUCAGCUGGCCUCCUCAUCUCCUCCGCAUGCAGCCAAGACAUCAUGCACAACCAGCACUGGCUGACGCGUGCGUAUGUCCUCUUCGCGACGCCGUAUUUCGCCUACGACAUCGUGGCCAUGUUCCUGUGCCACCGCUGCAAGAUGGAGGUCAAAGGUCACCAGACCACGCCCCUGCGCUCUCUGAUUGGCUACCUGCAGCGGGAGUUCCUCAUGGUGGCGCACCACCUCGCCAUGGUGUUGAUCUGCUUCCCCGUCUCUGUGUUUAUGCGUGAGGGUAAGGGUGAUUAUUUUCAGGGCGUGAUGUUCCUGGCUGAGCUCAGCACUCCGUCAGUCUGUCUGCAGAAGAUACUCAUACAGUAUAACCAGCAGCAGUCGGUGCUGUACAAGGUGAACGGGGUGGUCAUGCUGGGGACUUUCUUCUGCUGCCGCGUGCUGCUAUUCCCAUACCUCUACUAUGCCUACAGCAGGUAUGCGGGUAUUCCCCUCUACAUGGUUCCCCUGAGUGUGUCGUGGCAGUGCAAUGCCGGCGCCUUCCUCUUGAUGGCGCCACAGGUCUACUGGUUUGGCCUGAUCUGCCGAGGAGCCCUCAGACUCUACACGCGCUCACACACACACGCCGACAAGCUCUCGCACACACAGUGCACGCUUCCACACACCCACGCACACUUAGCCCCUGCCAAUGGAUACAAGGGUCCUCAUGCACACACCCAGUGAGACACACACACACCCCCACACACACACACACACAAACACACACACACUGAAGCUAGCAGCGCUAGCAUAGAGUGCUCCAUAGAGGACUGAAUAGAACUGAACUAGAACUCUUAGCAACAGAGGAAGUAGAACCUGGAACUGAAGACCACAAACACACACAGAACAUCCGCUACACAACUGUAAAACACACACACAAACACACAUACACACACAGACACACACACACACACUCACACUCAAACGGAACAUCUGUUACAAGGAGGCAGUGCAAGGAAGAAAGGAUCAUCCCUACCCGUCCAAUCAAAUCAAUCAAAACCCGCCCUUGUCCCUACCUGACAAUCAAACUAAGCCCCGCCCACAUUCCAUACCUGUCCAUCCCAAAGUCCAGUCCACCUACCAACCUGUCAAUGAAACUAAACUAAACCACACCCACCAUAUUGCUGUCAAGCAAAUACAAACCACGCCCCCACACCACCAGGUCCGUCCUGCAGUCCUGAGUGACAGCUGUCAGAGGGGCAUCGAGAGAGACUCCUCCUUCCGACCUUAUCUUGACCUUGACAUCAGGAGUGCUUUCCCAUAUGUGGACUCCCGUUCUCGGCUCGUGCUUGUGGCCGCAUGUUUUGCUGACGCCCCGCCUGCGCUGAGAAAACAAAAAGUUCCCACGCUGUCAGCCUAUAGCCACAAUAUCUUUUGGGGGACUAUCAUUCAUUCAUAAUACCGACUGCAAAUGAGAAAAUGACAUUAGAAUUGCGCUUUUGCUCGAUAUUGAAAGACACUUCUGUCGUCAGUGACGUCUGUGAAAAAGAAAUUGUCAAAAUGCAAUACACAAACAGUCUUUGUGUGUUCGUUGAACUGUAGUUAUUUG